UGUGUCUGCCAGCUGGGCUUCCUCACCGCCCACAAGCUGAAGCAGCACAUGGCCACCCACACUGGCGACAAGAUCGGCUACACGUGCGAGAGCUGCAACAAACAGCUGACAACGCGCAAGUCGCUGCGCGACCAUCAACGCAUCCACACAGGCGAGCGGCCCUUCCCGUGCGCCGUGUGCGCCGCCGCCUUCCGCACCGAGACGCUGCUGCGCGCCCAUCGCCGCCAGCACGCGUCGCAGCUGCAGUGCUCGGCGUGUGGCCAAGCGUGUCGCACGGAGGCGCAGAUGGCGGCGCACGAGCGCACGUACCACCCGGCGUUGGGCGGCGGCCGACCGCAGCUGGUGAUCGCCGAGACGGUGACACUGGCGCCGGCGCUCCUCGUCACCGUCGGCACGGCGCCUCCCGGCCCGGGAGAGGCCAUCUUCUGA
Molecule: messenger RNA, 429 nt
Organism: Pollicipes pollicipes
Lineage: Eukaryota; Metazoa; Arthropoda; Thecostraca; Pollicipedomorpha; Pollicipedidae
Product: zinc finger protein 670-like
Exons: 3
Coding region: 49-429 (126 amino acids)
Biological process (GO): regulation of gene expression
Cellular component (GO): nucleus
Source: RefSeq, a predicted model, not a curated record